Messenger RNA from Acytostelium subglobosum LB1, 1149 nucleotides. RefSeq lists its product as hypothetical. The transcript is spliced from 2 exons. Gene Ontology annotation, molecular function: monooxygenase activity; iron ion binding; heme binding. The annotation marks the transcript as partial. The record is from RefSeq and is a predicted model, not a curated record. NCBI's taxonomy places the organism in Eukaryota, Evosea, Eumycetozoa, Acytosteliales, Acytosteliaceae.
AUGAAUACAUACACAUUGAUCGCAGUUGUGAUCAUAGUUUAUCUUAUUUUAGAUUUUAUUUAUAAGAUUAGGAGAUUGACAAAGGAUGAUGCGCCAGGUCCAAUGCCAUUGCCAUUGAUUGGUAAUCUACAUCAAGUGGGUCCUUCUCCACAUAUUGGUAUGGCCAAACUAACAGAGAAGUUUGGACAUGUUAUGAGAAUAUGGCUUGGAGAUAAUUAUCAUAUAAUCGUUUCGGACCCUGCAAUUGUUCGCGAGAUGGUAGUUCGCAAUCAGGACAACUUCACCAAUCGUAUACAAUCACCUAGUCUCGAGAUCAUGAGCAAGGGAUACCUCAACAUGGUAGUUGGUCGUGAUGAGCAUUGGUCACACAUCCGAAAGCUCGUCUCCAACUCCUUCACCAAGACCAAGUUGCGAUCAUUCAGCAGUGCUAUCGAAGAGCAAGGUGACCACCUCAUCACCAAGUUGAGGCAAUUCGAGAAGGAUAACCAAAGCCCAAGAGAUAUUAUGGAUAGUUUGAUCAUUGAUGCCAAGGGCGAACUUAAGGACUCGGUGAUCAUGGUCGGCGUUGACUUUAUUAUUGCAGGAACAGAGACGAGCGCAUCGACGAUUGAGAUGUUCAUGAUGUAUAUGAUCAAUCAUCCAGAUAUACAGGCAAAGGUCGCAAGCGAGUUGGCCAGCGCAGUGGGUCCAGGCAACCGUGUGACCUUUUCUCAUCGUCCACACGUGCCCUACACAGUGGCCGUGAUCAACGAGGUGAUGAGGAUCAGGCCCGUGGUGGCCUUGGCGCCACGCGAGUGCAAGGAGGCAUGCAUGCUCGGUGGAAAGUACUAUGUGCCCGCUGGCACACAGCUGUUCGUCAACCAAAAGGCGAUGAACUUCCAUCCUGAUCAUUGGGAUCAGCCAGAGAAGUUCAACCCGGAACGAUUCCUACUCAACGACAAGUACAAAGAUGUAUUCCUGCCAUUCAGUGCUGGACCACGUAACUGUGUUGGAAUGAACCUUGCCAUUGAAGAAGUCUUUGUCGGCUGUGCCAACAUCCUACACAACUUCAUCCUGUCAUCCUCCAACAACCAACCCAUCCACGAAGAAGAAGUCUUUGGUCUAACCAUCAUGCCAAUUCCAUUCCAAGUAUGUGUUAAUAGUCGUUAU